AUGGGUGUUUCUGGAGACCACAACAGUAACAAUCUGACUGUGAACAACGCUGCAGCUUCCAUACUCGACGAUGAAGUGGGUGUUCCGGACGACGCGUGUUUCCCCCCAUCCGGGACACUCACAGCAUCGUUGUGGUCCAAUAGUAACAACGACCAACAACACGAGACUACCGAUCCAGUCGCCGUCAUUCGCUUGGACGCUUCGACUUGUUUGCGCCAGCCCGCGCAGAACGGCCGUAGUCUCGUGGUGGGUCGACACGUUUCUGUCCCAACCUCUGUCGAUACCAACAGCAACAGCAAAACAACGACCACUAGACGUAACACUCCCGCCAAUUCGCUCGCCGACAUUCGCAUUCAACACAAGAGCAUGAGUCGCAAACACGCCGUCUUUUACUACCAGCGAUCGAUCGCGUCGUCCACCGAGGUCUGCUGGACCUUGCGUCUGAAAGAUCUGGGAUCCAAGUACGGGACGACCGUCAACGGACAACGCAUCGCUACCGGGAACGACGAUGAUAACCAUAACAACACAAUUGUACUGCAACACGGAGAUACCAUUGUGUUUGGCAACGUACGAGAAACGGUCUUUCGCGUGCACUGGAAGCACGACCCGACAAUUGCCCCAACGUCCACGUCUACCGCCACCACGGCUACCACGACGAUUCCCGUCAGUGUGGACUCACAGUCAGUCGAGCUCGCCACGAACGAUCCGCACCGUCAACCAUUACCCGAUACAACACCCGACAUUCUCGAACGAGCAGGACAGGGAUUGACGGGUCGAGCCAAGAGACAAGCGGAAAUUGCCGCCAUGAUGGCGACUUUAGACCAAACGCCGCAUUAUCAACAACAACAACAACAACAACCACAGUUGGAGGAAACGUUACCGGAUAGACAAACCGCUAUCCAUCACCACAACGACAACACUACUGACGAUCACUUGUCGAUCACUGCCAAAAAUAAAAAUAACAACAACAACAGUUGGAAGCCGCCGUUGCCACUGCCGGUAAGCCAGCGACUCGUGCUCGCUUCGGAAAGCGAACGUCAUAAUGAAACCACCUGUCUAGCAAUGGACCCGUCCGGAGCACGCUUCGUUGUUGGAGGGCGGGACACAAUGCUCCGGUUUUACGAUUUCGGUGGCAUGGACCAAUCCAAAACUGGUGCCUUUCAAUCAGUUCUCGUCGACGACGGGCACUGGUUGGUCGAUGUCUGUUACAGUAACACCGGAGACCGAAUAUUAGUUGGUACCGGCAGUGUCCAACCCAAAGUACUCACCAGGGACGGUGAAGAAAUCUUGCAGUUUGUCCGUGGGGAUAUGUACGUGACGGAUCAAGCAAAGACCAAAGGGCACACAGCUGCCGUUACCGGGGUUUCGUGGCAUCCUUUGGAACGGGACCUGGUCUUGACCUCCUCGCUUGACGGUAGCGCCCGCUUGUGGAACCUCAACGGCAAAACGUCAUUUUCCAUGCUAGUAUGCGACAAGGUCUUUUUGGUCAAGAAUGAACGGGGUCAGCGCACUGCCGUGACGGUGGUAUGCUUUCAUCCAGGGGGUCGGGAAUUUGCCGUCGGCACCGCGCGUGGAAGCGUACAAAUUUGGAAUCGCCACCGAGUCGCGGCCCGUCCCGAACGAGCGGUCUAUAACGCCCACGGCAAGGGCAACCCGGUCUACGCACUAUGCUACAAUGCUGACGGUUCGCAACUGCUAAGUCGGAGUCCGAGCGAUGAUACGGCGAAAGCUUGGAACGCUCAGCGCCUUUCACGAUCAGCCCAACCAACCGCUAUCUUCCGGGGAUUAUCCACCAUUCACGACCGUGCCAACGCUGUCUGGAGUCCAGACGGUAAUUUUGUGUGUGCCGGUUCGGCGGAGGUACAAAAGAUUGAUGGGAAGCGUCGCGAAGUCGGGGCGUUACACUGGUACCAAUUAGGUCUGAUCAAAAACAAAGAUAGCCGCCAGAGUAUGGGUGCCGGUACCACAUCGUCACUACCUCAUACCCUUGAUCCCGUUCAUUCGAUUGAUAUGGUCGACAAUGCGGCUCCCGUAGUUGUGAACUGGCACGCUCGCUUAAAUCAGAUUGUCGUCGGGUGUUCCGACGGAAGUGUCAGUGUCUUUUACGAUCCGACGCUCAGUUCAAAAGGGGCGCUCAUGCCAGCUUCCAAGGUCAGUCGAGGAGUGGAUAGUCUUUCCGAACUGCUCAAGUCCAAGGCACCAACCGGAUCCGCUGCUUUUGUGGGCGAAAUCGUUACACCAUUCGCUUCGUCGGAUGGUACCAACAAGAAGAAACGCAAGUUUGACGAACCAGUGCAUACCAUGGAACCCGAACGGCCUACAUCGGGCAAGCACAAAACAGGCAGCCAGGCCGGCGGAGUUACCAAUUUUCAACAAUUUGUGGCGGACCAGACGCAAGUCAAGGGUAAGGUGAUUGCCGGUAGGGAUCCUCGAGAAGCUCUACUACAGUACCAAAAAGGAAAAAGCUAUCUCGGUAAAGAAACUAAAAUCUUGGCUGAGAAAACUGCCGAGGAAGAGGAGGAGGAGUCAAAGGCAACUUAA
Molecule: messenger RNA, 2541 nt
Organism: Phaeodactylum tricornutum CCAP 1055/1
Lineage: Eukaryota; Bacillariophyta; Bacillariophyceae; Surirellales; Neidiaceae
Exons: 1
Coding region: 1-2541 (846 amino acids)
Biological process (GO): regulation of DNA double-strand break processing
Cellular component (GO): site of double-strand break; nucleus
Molecular function (GO): protein binding
Source: RefSeq, a predicted model, not a curated record